Molecule: messenger RNA, 1904 nt
Organism: Thunnus maccoyii (southern bluefin tuna)
Lineage: Eukaryota; Metazoa; Chordata; Actinopteri; Scombriformes; Scombridae
Product: proteoglycan 4-like
Exons: 3
Coding region: 85-1383 (432 amino acids)
Source: RefSeq, a predicted model, not a curated record
CCCAAAUAGAGUAAUUCCACUAGUGCCCCCAUAGUGAGAGUCUAACAUUACUGUAGGAAAGAGUACUUUCGAAGAGACGUAAAGAUGACUUCCCACAAUUUGUGCCCGUACGGACUGAAGAGCUUGUUGGAGUGUAUUACCAGAGCAGCACUGCUAUCUCAACCUGGUGAUAAUCCCGACUUUUUAUUUGAGUAUUUAUCAGAGCUGAUCAACUUCAGAAGAUGUCACCCUGAGGAUGAUCCCAAGAUUGUUUCCUUCAACUACCAAGAGAUGUGGGAGAACAAGUUCCUGGGAGCGAAAAAAGCGCCAAAGACUCCAAUCACCGCGUCUGCAGCAGCACCACAAGUUCCAUCGCAGGCCCAGGUAGAGGAGACUUUGAAGGAGCUGUACUUGGAUUUGGCAUCUUCUACUGAUGGAAACGUUGUAAAAAAACCUCAAAAGGAGAGAAUGCCAACCAACAAAACUUCAGGAAAGAACAAGAAGCCCUCUGCAUCUCCCAUGUAUCCCACACCGACACCACCUCCUCGUGUGGGAAGACAACAUGGGAAGAAUGUACCACCACCUUUCCUUGUUGUAAAGGGAGAAGGGAAGCCUGCACCACCCCCCCGCGAUGUCAGCAUGAAGACACGUAGAGUGUCCUCAGUGAAGGUUCCUAUUCAACAGGAGAGUAAAGGAACCUGUGAAGAUGUCAGGAAAACGCCACAAACACGCCGGCGCACACUAACACCAAUUCCAGCCAAAUCUUCAGAACCGGAGAAGGUUUCAGUCUCAGAAUCCAGAGUGGCCAGUAAACCUGCCAAACCUUCCAGUGUUCCCAUACCAAUAGUGACACACAAGCUUGUUCUCCCACCUAUUCCACAGAGGAAAAAACAAGAUGGCCAGGUAUCUGUGGUCCAGGGCAAGGCUGCGCCCACUAAACCCAGGAAAAGUUCACCAAUGAACAGGGAGGUGAUGCCAGACGAGACCAGCAGCAGGCCUCCAGUACGCAAAGCACGGGGGCCACUAAAGGCAAAGGCAAAAGCAGUACCAAAAACAGCUCCUGUACCUGGACCAGAGAGCAUGAAAGAACCAGGACCAGAGAGGCCCAGAGAGACCACACCUGCCCCACCUACUGAUCCGAAGCCAGAGAAGAAGAGGAUACGUCCUGACACGGCACCAGAGAAAACCAGAGCACCGAGAAUUCUGCGGCCACUGAGGGCAAGGGUAAAGCGGGUGGAAAACAGGACUAUAGAGGGUAUUCAGGGUACAGCCUUCGGUAGACCAGGCUCUAGUACUUUUACUAACACUUACCCUCAUUUGGCACAUGUGGUCCAUAUAAUAAGAUAUAGACGGAUGCAGAUUAGAUCCUCUCCUCAGGGUCACAGUGGUCCCUCAUUAAGUUAACCACACCACUAUUAAAUAUAAGGAGGUUUCCCAAAUACAGUAAUUCCACUAGUGACCCCAUGGUGAUUUUGAAAUGCUUAAAAUUCAGCCCUGACCUAAUUGCUGUCAUGCUGCCCACCAGGUACCCAUCAGCCUUGGAAGGGGGUCCCCUCUUGUGUGAUCCUUCUCAAGGUUUCUUCCCCCUCUACCUGUUAAAGGGUUUUGGGGGGAGUUUUUCCUUGCCCACUUGAGGGGGGGGGCCUUAUCAUGUGGGUUUAAUGUAACAUAAUUAAAUGUUAAAUUCGUGGUGGUCAAGGGCGUAAGUUAGGGUUACGGUUGUGUACAUACACACACAUAUACAUACAUACAUAUAUUCAUGAGUAUACAAAUACACAUACAUCAUAUGGGUUAAAUUUGUUAAAUGUGUUAGAUGAGUCUGGUCGAGUUGGCGAAAGUUUGGUUUCACAAGGUGAUGGUGGGGGAUGCAUAUAUAUAUAUAUGCUAUAUAAAAUUGUUAAAAUCAAUAAAAUACCUUAAAUAGA